GCUAGGACAGCCCGUACGAGCCUGCUGUAGGAGGAAGAGAAAGGCAGAGAGAAUCGGGUUACAAGAUGGCGGAUCUGUAGUAGUUACCGCGGCGGCGGCGGCGGCGGGAGAGCGAGCGAGCUCUGGGGGGCAAAGGGACGGGAGGGUGGAGGUGUGCGGGGCUGAAGUAAGAGAUAACGGGGACUCCGAGUGGAGGGGUCUCAGUGGCUCUUGUCAACCCUUUUCGCGGCUGAACCUCUGGAGCCAUGGUGAACUGGGGCCUCUCCAGAGCCGCCGCCGCCGCCGCUGCCACCACCACCGCCGCCGCCGCCGGCGCCGCCGCCACUACUGUCUCUCAAGAGUGAGGGUCGCGGAAGAGGUGAGCGAGGAGGCGGCGGGCGGAGCAGUGGGGACAGCAGCCACCAUGUCGGAUACACGGCGACGAGUGAAGGUUUAUACCCUGAACGAAGACCGGCAAUGGGACGACCGAGGCACCGGGCACGUCUCCUCCACUUAUGUGGAGGAACUCAAGGGGAUGUCGCUGCUGGUUCGGGCAGAGUCCGACGGAUCACUACUCUUAGAAUCAAAGAUAAAUCCAAACACUGCAUAUCAGAAACAACAGGAUACGUUAAUUGUUUGGUCAGAAGCUGAGAACUAUGAUCUGGCUCUAAGUUUUCAGGAAAAAGCUGGCUGUGAUGAGAUCUGGGAAAAAAUUUGCCAGGUUCAAGGUAAGGACCCAUCAGUAGAAGUCACACAGGACCUCAUUGAUGAAUCAGAAGAAGAACGAUUUGAAGAAAUGCCUGAAACCAGUCAUCUAAUUGACCUGCCCACGUGUGAACUCAACAAACUUGAAGAGAUUGCUGACUUGGUUACCUCAGUUCUCUCCUCCCCUAUCCGUAGGGAAAAGCUGGCUCUGGCCUUGGAAAAUGAAGGCUAUAUUAAAAAACUACUGCAGCUAUUUCAAGCUUGUGAGAACCUAGAAAACACUGAAGGCUUACAUCAUUUGUAUGAAAUUAUUAGAGGAAUCUUAUUCCUAAAUAAGGCAACUCUUUUUGAGGUGAUGUUUUCUGAUGAGUGUAUCAUGGAUGUUGUGGGAUGCCUUGAAUAUGAUCCUGCUUUGGCUCAGCCAAAAAGACAUAGAGAAUUCUUGACCAAAACUGCAAAGUUUAAAGAAGUUAUACCAAUUACAGACUCUGAACUAAGGCAAAAAAUACAUCAGACUUACAGGGUACAGUAUAUUCAGGACAUCAUUUUGCCUACACCAUCGGUUUUUGAAGAGAAUUUUCUUUCUACUCUCACAUCUUUUAUUUUCUUCAACAAAGUUGAGAUAGUCAGCAUGUUGCAGGAAGAUGAGAAGUUUUUGUCUGAAGUUUUUGCACAAUUAACAGAUGAGGCUACAGAUGAUGAUAAAAGGCGUGAAUUGGUUAAUUUUUUCAAGGAAUUUUGUGCAUUUUCUCAAACAUUACAACCUCAAAACAGGGAUGCAUUUUUCAAAACUUUGGCAAAAUUGGGAAUUCUUCCUGCUCUUGAAAUUGUAAUGGGCAUGGAUGAUUUGCAAGUCAGAUCAGCUGCUACAGAUAUAUUUUCUUAUCUAGUAGAGUUUAGUCCAUCUAUGGUUCGAGAAUUUGUAAUGCAAGAAGCCCAGCAGAGUGAUGAUGAUAUUCUUCUUAUUAAUGUAGUAAUUGAACAGAUGAUCUGUGAUACUGAUCCUGAGUUAGGAGGUGCAGUUCAGUUAAUGGGACUUCUUCGUACUCUAAUUGAUCCAGAGAACAUGCUGGCUACAACUAAUAAAACUGAGAAAAGUGAAUUUCUAAACUUCUUCUACAAUCAUUGUAUGCAUGUCCUAACAGCACCACUUUUAACUAAUACUUCAGAAGACAAAUGUGAAAAAGAUAACAUAGUUGGAUCUAACAGAAACAACACAAUUUGCCCUGAUAAUUAUCAAACAGCACAGCUACUUGCCUUAAUUUUAGAGUUACUUACAUUUUGUGUGGAACAUCACACAUACCAUAUAAAAAACUACAUUAUGAACAAGGACUUGCUAAGAAGAGUUUUGGUCUUGAUGAAUUCGAAGCACACUUUCCUGGCUUUGUGUGCUCUUCGCUUUAUGAGACGGAUAAUUGGCCUUAAAGAUGAAUUUUACAAUCGUUACAUCACCAAGGGAAAUCUUUUUGAGCCAGUUAUAAAUGCUCUUCUGGAUAAUGGAACCCGGUACAAUCUGUUGAAUUCAGCUGUUAUUGAGUUGUUUGAAUUUAUAAGAGUGGAAGAUAUCAAGUCUCUGACUGCACAUAUAGUUGAAAACUUUUAUAAAGCACUUGAAUCGAUUGAAUAUGUUCAGACAUUCAAAGGAUUGAAGACUAAAUAUGAACAAGAAAAAGACAGACAAAAUCAGAAACUGAACAGUGUACCAUCUAUAUUGCGUAGUAACAGAUUUCGCAGAGAUGCAAAAGCCUUGGAAGAGGAUGAAGAAAUGUGGUUUAAUGAAGAUGAAGAGGACGAAGGAAAAGCAGUUGUGGCACCAGUUGAAAAAUCUAAGCCAGAAGAUGAUUUUCCAGAUAGUUAUGAAAAAUUUAUGGACACUAAAAAAGCAAAAGAAAGUGAAGAUAAGGAAAACCUUCCCAAAAGGACAUCUUCUGGUGGCUUCAAAUUUACUUUCUCCCACUCUUCGAGUGCUGCUAAUGGAACAAACAGUACAAACAGUAAAUCUGUUGUGGCUCAGACACCACCAGCAAGUUCUAAUGGGUCUUCUUCCAAAACUACAAACUUGACUACGUCAGUAACAGCCACCAAGGGAAGUUUGGUUGGCUUAGUGGAUUAUCCAGAUGAUGAAGAGGAAGAUGAAGAAGAAGAAACAUCCCCCAGGAAAAGACCUCGUCUUGGCUCAUAAAAUAUUUACUGGGGGACUCCCAACGUGUGGUCUUCUUACUAAAAUGCUGCAACUGUUCAAUGAGUGUAAAAAUCUGAAUCAGAAAGCUUUCUCACUUGAACUUAUAAAUAUACAAGGAGUAGCAGAAGAUCCUCAGUAUAUCAUCUAGGAGAGUUUAGUUCUGUAAAAAAAAAGAAAAAAAGGAAAAAAAAAAAAAGGAUUCCCAGGAACUUGAUUGCUUGCUAGGAUUAAGGGGUUUGCCUUUUCAGGCUGUAAAAAAUGGGGAAAAAAAAGAAUUUUUUUUUAAUUUAAAAAAAAAAAAAAAAAGGCUAGUUACCAGAACCUGGGAGAUAGUUUCUCAGCAAGGAAAGUCUCAGGUUUGGGGGGGAGAAAAGGUUGGUAAAAUAAUAUUAAUGCAGGGUUGCUCUGGGGGGUAUCCAGUCUAGAAAAACGUUACAAAACUUCAGUUGCAAACCCAAUAACAUUACUUGUAUAAUGGUGCUGGCCAUGUUAUUGUUUUAAUCAGUUGCCUCUUUUUAAAAAAAAAAAAUAUGGAAAACAAAUAGAACUAUCAAAAAAAAGAAGAAGAAGAAGAAGUAGUAGUCAAGCUUUUGGGACCAUUUCUUUGAAGACUUCACAGAAAUUCAGCCUUUUGAGUAGUUGGAGGGAGAUACACCCUGUAUUACAGCACACGUUAAAUUUUCUACACCAAGAAUUUUCAGUAUGUAUUUUGACRAAAAUAAGCUGCAUUCAAAAUGGAUAGUUUUGUUAAUAAAAUUUUUAAAUCAGCACUUUUGAGAUAAUAGUAGCCAUGAAAACAGUUAGUAUUCCAUAAUGAUCCUCUUCAGAAUCUUGGAAAUGGACAGAACAGAAUGUUUUUCAGUAACCUACCAGUACAAUCCUUUGUAGAAGAUAAAUUCUGAAGUCCCUUUUUGCUUUGUUAGUAAAAAGUGUUUAUCUUCAGAGCUGCAGGCAAGUAUUAAAGCAUAAUUUAUAAAGACUAAUUUGAAAAAAAAAAACAGUGCUGAAUUGUAGUAUUUAAUAUCUAGAAGCCAUUUUGAUCCAAGGAGUUAAGUGUCAAGUCACAUGCAGUACAGGAAACUUUCCCACAAGCAGACAAGGGUGUAUGUAAUACAAACAGCUGCUUUUUUAAAAGACUAAAAGCACAUUCCAUGUACGUAAAGGAAUUUAAAAUAACAAAUUGAGGCAAACAGUUACAAUGUUUUUAUUUUUAGAACAGCAGUUAACUGUAAAUAUUUUAAUGUUAGUUUGCUCAUCUAUGAUCUGAGAUCAUGCUGAGAUGAGAAAAAUGUUCCCAAACUACAAUUUAAUGCAUUUGGAAAAAAAAAAUCUAAAAAUAGUAAUUCCAGCUACAGUCUUUAGAUCACCUUUGUAAUGUGUUAAUGGGUCCAUUUUUUCCUGGAAUAGCUUAAACUGAAGCAGUUUCCCCUGUUUUGGAGAUUUUGUAGUUAAUUUUAAUUUUGGCUAUUAUUUGGAAAAGAUGGGCUGUCUGUGUAGAUAUGAAGUAUAGUUUUUCCAUAAAACAGAUGUUUAUUUUGUAUUAAAAAUACCACUGUACUUGUUUUACACCAUUUGUAUACAUGUGGUGAUAUUAAUGCUGAACUGUAAAAUUCAGGAAUUAAAAUGUGACCCUGUAAUUCCAUGAUUGAUGCUUGUGUUUGUUUUAUGGUAAAUAUAAAUUAACUCCAUUUUAAAUUAUCUUUUAAAAGCCAAUAAAAUUAUCAUCCAUAAAUUUAUUAUAAGCCACUAGAUCAUACAACAGUCUGAAUGAAAGCCCUAAACCAAUAAAGGUCAACUGCACUUUUAACAUCACUGAUUACUUAUAGAAAGUGAGCCUUGGGCAAGUAGAAUCUCAGCACCAAA
Molecule: messenger RNA, 4729 nt
Organism: Urocitellus parryii (Arctic ground squirrel)
Lineage: Eukaryota; Metazoa; Chordata; Mammalia; Rodentia; Sciuridae
Gene: Ppp4r3b
Product: protein phosphatase 4 regulatory subunit 3B
Biological process (GO): protein dephosphorylation; DNA damage response
Cellular component (GO): protein phosphatase 4 complex; nucleoplasm
Molecular function (GO): protein phosphatase activator activity
Source: RefSeq, a predicted model, not a curated record